This is a messenger RNA of Rangifer tarandus platyrhynchus (Svalbard reindeer), 315 nucleotides long. Lineage: Eukaryota; Metazoa; Chordata; Mammalia; Artiodactyla; Cervidae. The record is from the annotation of a GenBank genome assembly.
AUGCCACUUCUAAUUACUUUAAACUAUGGGUGUUUGUUUGCUUUUUUAAAAGAGAACAAAAGUGGAUAUGUUAUUGCCCUGGGAAACUUAAGAUCUUUGUUGAAACAGCACAGCAGCCCAGCCCCCAUAUUCAGUCGGGACCAACCAGUUAAAAGGAAAAACUUCCCCCAGGAAACUCACAGUGGUUUGGUGGGGGAAGGGUGGGAGGAGAGGAAGGUAGUGCCUAGAGGACCAGAUCUUUGCUCACGUGCAUCUAAACAUUCUGUGGAUUUUCUAGUAUUUUUUGGAAAACUAACACUAGCCAUAGGUUGCUGA